Molecule: messenger RNA, 380 nt
Organism: Trichoderma asperellum CBS 433.97
Lineage: Eukaryota; Fungi; Ascomycota; Sordariomycetes; Hypocreales; Hypocreaceae
Source: RefSeq, a predicted model, not a curated record
AGGAUGGCAAGCCCUACAUUCUUAAUAUGGCUGUCGGUGCCUGUGAGCCCGACCAGCGCUCUCAGGGCUUUGACUUCGCCGCCAGGUUUGAGUUUGCCAGUCUGGAGGACAUGCGGUACUACGACGACGUGUGUCCCGCUCACCAGGCCCUCAAGGCGGCGGCUCGCGGCUUGGAGGUUAAUGGACUGAUGACGAUUUACUUCAAGGAGCUGCUCACGGGAGGCAUCUAGGCCAUGAAAGAAAAAGAGGGGGGACGGAGAAAAGAGAGCCAGAGUUAUCCGUGCUGGAGCUCCAUAAGCACUUGCACAACAGACAAAAUUGCCAUUCUAGACUAUAGAACAAAAAAAAAUGAAAACCCGUAUAAUUUGAGGGAUGAAUAU